CUUGAAAAGGGACAUUUCAACUUGAACACGCUCUCUAUGACGUCACCAGUCAGUAAAUUAGAAGUUCCAGAAAGGUGGACAGGGUUAUCUGUCGGAGGAACUGCUGACGCUGAAAAGCAAACGGAGCUUCGGAAAAUGUCUUCAUGGACGAGCUCGGAGUCUUCAGCGUCAUCUGUUUCUUCAAUGAAAGUGACAAAGCCCGAAGUCAAAAUUGGCAAGGUUUUGUACAGCAAGUCCAAUGCUUACUCCGUCCUGGAUUUUAUUGGUGAAGGAUGCUAUGGGAAAGUGGCGGUGUGCGAAAAUCUGGAAACGUCUGAGGUGGUAGCCAUCAAGAUCUUGAAAAAUGACCCUACCAUCAAACAGGACACAGAGAAAGAGGUGUCCAUGCUGAAAAUUAUCAGUGUCAAGGAUGCAGAUAGCACCAACGUGGUCAAGUUCUUUGAGCAGUUUGAGCACGAGGGAAACAUCUGUUUGGUGUUUGAGGUAUUGGACUGUGAUCUCAUCUAUCUACUGAAAGAACGACAACGUCAGCCGUUGUCUUUGGAAGAAAUCCGCGUCAUUACCCGUCAGCUCCUUAUGGCUUUGGUCUCCCUGAAACAUCUCGGUAUCUUACAUGCUGACAUUAAACCUGACAAUAUAAUGAUUGUUAAUAGAAAAGAACAGCCCUUGAAGGUGAAACUGAUUGACUUUGGCAAUGCUAUUCCAGCAUCCAAAAUUAAGCUGGGCGUAGAAAUUCAACCAGUGGGAUAUCGAGCUCCAGAAAUUACCCUUGGGCUCCCUUACAAUGAGAACAUAGACGUCUGGAGCGUUGGCUGCAUCAUGGCUUUCCUCUUCCUGCCUGGAAACCUAUUUGCUGUCAACUGUGAAUAUCAAAUGAUGAAGCAUAUCAUCUGCGUUCUGGGCCAGCCAGAGGACCACCUACUUCAAGCUGGGAAAUACACUGAGAACUAUUUCACUAAAGAUGAGGAGGCUGGGGUUUCUCAUUAUCGCCUCAUUACACCUGAAGAAUUUGAAGCGGCAAAUAAUGAGAAACCCAAACAACAGGAUUCUUGCAGAGAGCUUCCCAAACCCCUGGAAGAUAUGAUCGCGUUGCCUCCUGAGGAAGAGAGUACGGAAGGUGAAGUGGAGAACAGGGAGGCUUUCUUAGACCUGCUCAAACAGAUGUUGCAUCUGGACGGGCAGCAGAGAAUCUCUGCUUCGCAAGCAUUACAGCAUCCUUUCAUCACAAUGCCCCAACAGGCCUACAGUGGCCGCUUGAGCCCUCUGAUAGGCAUACGCAUGUCAAACGAUGAACUAAAGAUCCCUCCUUCAGAAGAGAAUGUUGACUUUGAUUCCAAUAAGAGCAUUUUCAAACGGAUUCGGAAAUUCCUACGCCGAAUUUCCGCUGCGUUUUGGCGCAUGGCAACGCUACUGGACUCACUCUAGAUUCCCAAUUAGCAAAUAUUUUCAGUUAGGUGUAUUUGAAAUUGUAUUUUUAUCUCGGGUUGAGCAAAGUGAAAAGUUUGAUUCACGGAAGCCUCUUGACAACUUCUUGUCGUCGUGGAAAUGUAUUCUGCUGGGCUGAGUUUGUGCUGAGUCAUCACAUCACUGUGAGCAAUGUCAAGGACUCGCACUGGCUACUUCCAUCGACAAUAUUGCACGAUUGAAUUGAUAUAUUAUUAUUAUAAGGCAAACCAAUUUCCUCAAGUGUAGAUGUUGUAUGUCUUUGAGGUCAUCUUGAAAGAAUGUGAAAAACUAAAAUCUGGAACGCUCAUCUUUAUUUGUUUGUCGCUUAAAAUUGGAUGAACAGCCUCGGUGCUGUAAAAGGGAUUGAUAAAUCAUUUUGUUUUGCCGUUUGAAUAGAAAAUAUAUCUUAACAAUAUGUAUCUUUGGCACUAUGAGAUAAUAAAUGACCGUCUCAAAUGCUGCAGCUAUUGUGAAAAAGCUCCCCUACUGGUUGAUUUGAGA
Syngnathus typhle (broad-nosed pipefish) is the source of this 1947-nucleotide messenger RNA. RefSeq names its product homeodomain-interacting protein kinase 2-like. Gene Ontology annotation, molecular function: transcription corepressor activity; ATP binding; protein serine/threonine kinase activity. Gene Ontology annotation, biological process: positive regulation of transcription by RNA polymerase II; smoothened signaling pathway; intrinsic apoptotic signaling pathway in response to DNA damage by p53 class mediator. The record is from RefSeq and is a predicted model, not a curated record. Gene Ontology annotation, cellular component: PML body; nucleus; cytoplasm. NCBI's taxonomy places the organism in Eukaryota, Metazoa, Chordata, Actinopteri, Syngnathiformes, Syngnathidae. Bases 37 to 1425 code for a protein of 462 amino acids. The transcript has 2 exons.